This is a messenger RNA of Bombyx mandarina (wild silkworm), 1754 nucleotides long. RefSeq names its product ring finger protein 220 (gene RNF220). Gene Ontology annotation, molecular function: ubiquitin protein ligase activity. The record is from RefSeq and is a predicted model, not a curated record. Lineage: Eukaryota; Metazoa; Arthropoda; Insecta; Lepidoptera; Bombycidae. Gene Ontology annotation, biological process: protein ubiquitination.
GUGUAAACGAUCUCUACUCUGUACUGUAACUAUUGUUUUGAAACAAUUUAUCGGCGUUUAUUACGUAAAUAAAUAAAUAAAUUACAGCAAGAUGAGUUCGUACAUGACAAUCGAACUCCCAUUAACAUCUUUAAAACGGUAGAAAACGUUAAUCAAUCACUAAAAUCGCGAUGUAAUCAGAUUUAUAAAACACUCAAAACAAAACAAAUUUUAAAUUAAUUUCUAAUAUGUUACCAGUUUUGAUGUACAAUAACAUGGAGGGCUGUUCGAAUAACGUGAAUGAGCAUAAUACUAAUUACGGGCAAAUAUACGACGAGAAUGUAAUAUUAAAUAGUGUUAGAAGUAGAAAAAAAGUUAGUGAAUUACCGAAUUGUCCGGUGUGUAGUUGUACCGUGCGUCAAGGUGAAUUGGAACAUCAUUUAGAUUUGGAAUUAGCUAGGCUCAACAAACUCACCGGCAGUGCUUCGAAAAGGAAAUUAAGUGUAAAUAGUGUUAGUAACAAUGUUAAUGCAGCUGUUCCCGGAUCCAGUACAAACGUAGAACUUGAUGAAGGUAUCGAUGUCACAGGGUGUCCCGGCAGCGAUGUUUACCAGGAUUUCAAUAUUUAUCUGCAGCGAGUACACGCGAACCGCCUCCGCCGUCUCCGGGCUCGUCGGAGAAGCACUCCUCCCCCACAGAACGGAGAGUGUCCUGUUUGCAAUACAACCUUACCAACCUCCAAACUACAGAGGCACGCCUUGAGGUGCCUCAAGAGAACAGGAGCAGAGAUGGAUGAAGACAUACCUGAUACCAGCUCGGAGGAGGGCAGCAUCGAUGUAGAAAAUGACGAACCUUCAGCCAGCGGGUUUGGUGCUGAAUACCAGUGGUGUGGUGAGUGGAGGGUCAGAGCGACGGCUCUGCAGGAUGCGGACUCAAGGGCGGCCACAUGUGUCCGUAGGGCUUCCAAUGAUCAAGCGCUGGUGGUGGAUGGUGAUGAAGACACAGAGCUGUAUGGACCGCCCCAGUAUUCUCCAUCUCGGAUAGCACCCAAUGAUGAACAGCAAACGAACGAAGAUCAGACUGAUAUGCAAACAACCAAUGAAACUGAGACUGAAGAUAGAAUUGAAGAGCCAACUCCCAAAUGCAACGGCUUAGUGGAAGCCAGCGCUGAGACAAGGAUCCAGGCUUUAAAGGCGAAAAUAAAGGAUAUGGAGAAGAAACAGAACGGUGCCGCAGAGUCAAAGUGUCUUAUAUGUCUCGGGUCAUACGUGUCUCCGGCCGUCUCGAUACAGUGCUGGCAUGUCUACUGUGAGGUCUGCUGGCUGGAGUCGUUGAAAGCCAAGAAGAUAUGUCCGCAGUGCAACGCCAUCACCACCGCCCAGCAUCUGAGAAGGAUAUACAUGUGAACUGAGCUGCGACGGAUGACCUGGGACUGCUUAGAAGAGACAGAAGGCUUUCUUCGAAGGGCUCUUCAGGUCUACUGUGUCCGUGACUGAUCUGGUGAGACAGUGGUGCUGUAUUUGACGACUUGCAGAGCUGAGGGUCGUGGUUUUGAUUCCUACAUCGGGCAAACGCUUCAAUGAUGAACAAACUUUGUUUUUGUUGCUGGUCUCUGUGUUCCUAACGUAUCUAUUACCUAGUCUGAGAUCAGAUGACUGAGUGAUUUGUAGUCUCCUUCGGUUACAAGUCCAUACAGACAGGUGUAUUGUGUGUCUUCGAUGAAUGAUGUUUAGUGCAGUGCCCUGAGCCUUUGAGGUCGGCAUGUCGGGCAGGAG